This is a messenger RNA of Silurus meridionalis, 12535 nucleotides long. Its product is annotated as vacuolar protein sorting-associated protein 13B-like. Lineage: Eukaryota; Metazoa; Chordata; Actinopteri; Siluriformes; Siluridae. The record is from RefSeq and is a predicted model, not a curated record.
AUUUUUGGGCGGAAGUUAUGAUUGAGUAUACGGAAGUGGCUAAUAUUUGGAGUGUAAAAUUGGGCAAAGACAAUGAAUAAAAGUUGAACCAUCACACUGAUUUCAUCCAGGAAAGGGCUCAGAGAUUGUCAAGAUGCUGGAGUCAUAUGUCACUCCACUCUUGAUGAGCUAUGUGAACCGCUACAUUAAGAACCUGAAGCCUUCUGAUCUGCAGCUCUCACUUUGGGGGGGUGAUGUGGUGCUCAGCAAGUUGGAUCUCAAACUGGAUGUUCUGGAGCAGGAACUGAAGCUUCCGUUCACCUUUCUAAGCGGUCAUAUCCAUGAAUUGCGAAUCCACGUACCAUGGACCAAACUGAGCUCGGAACCAGUGGUUGUUACAAUCAACACCAUGGAGUGCAUCCUGAAGCUGAAAGAUGGUUCUCAGGAUGAAAAUGAGAGCAGCACAUCCAGUUGGAGUGCCUCCGAGAAGAAUGUGCCUAAACCUCGACGGGUCCAGCAGAGUUCCCCUGACCCUGACUUACCCCCUGGCUAUGUACAGAGUCUGAUCCGCCGUGUAGUAAAUAACUUAAACGUUGUGAUCAAUAACCUGAUCCUGAAGUAUGUGGAGGAUGACAUAGUGCUGUCGGUCAACAUCACGUCAGCAGAGUGCUACACAGUAGAUGAGCAGUGGGAGCGGGCCUUUAUGGACAUCACCCCUCCUAAACUUGUUUUGAGGAAGGUGAUCAAUUUUGCAGACUGCACAGUGUGUCUAGAUAAGCGGAAUGCCAGUGGGAAAAUCGAGUUUUAUCAGGAUCCGUUGCUUUACAAGUGCUCCUUCCUAACCCGGCUCCAUUUCACUUAUCACAACAUCAAUUGCAAAAUCCCAGCAAUCAUCAAAAUGCACACAAUGGUUGAGAGCCUGAAGUUGUCUCUGACAGACCAACAGCUCCCCAUGUUUGUGCGGCUGCUGGAGCUUGCAGUGGCUCUGUAUUAUGGGGAGAUAAGUGUUCAGCGAGAUGGAGAGAAAGAAGAGAGUAGCUCUACAGCUGAAGUUGUGAUCAACAUUCCAGCAGGGGUGGCGAGUGAGGGAACGGAUCCGAAUACAUCGGGGCAAUUUUCAACCCCAGAUCAAUACAUGCACAAUGACAACGAUGAUCAGGGCUGGGUAUCGUGGGCCUGGUCCUUUGUCCCAGCCAUCAUCAACACAGAGGAUGAGGAGGGUUAUGGUGAGAUGGAGAUCAAUGGGAAUCCCAGCCCACUACAGUCUUCUAUGAGGGACCCCAUAGUCUCUAUCGGGUUCUACUGUACCAAAGCCUCUGUUACAUUUAAGCUGACAGAGAGCAGCUCUGAGAGCAGUUACUAUAGCCCUCAGAAAGUGAAGUCACAAGAGAUUCUGUGUGUGGAACAGGAAGGUAUCACUGUGGAGGCAUUGAUGAUGGGAGAGCAGUUUUUUGACUGUCAGAUUGGGAUAGUGGGCUGCAAAGCUUUAUGUCUGAAAGGAUUCAUGGGCAUGUGGGACUUUGAGAGCAAGACAGGCAGCAAAGACGAGGAUGCUGUGUUUUUCCACUGUGGAGAGAGUCUAAGCUUUAAAGGAACGACCUAUUUGACCAAUUCGCUCUUUGACAGCCGCAGCCCAGAGAACAACGAUGUCAGUGCUGAAUUCAUACUUGAUACCAGCCUCCACAAGGAAACCUACACCGAAGAAGCAGGACUACAGCGUUUUGGCGCCUUCUAUCUAGAUUAUCUCUACACAAUGGAGAAUGAGAGUGGAAAAGUACAACAGGAUUAUUCUCUGAUGGGAAAGACGGACUCUAGUCAGUCGGUUCAGGAAACGUCAAUAAAACGACUGGCGAUUGGCCCACUAGAUCUGCUACUUCAUAGCAGUGCGGUCCAUCGCAUCUUGAAGAUGGUUGCUUGUGCCAUGGACCACGAGUAUGAACCGUACUGCACACUAAAUCCAGAUGUAGUUGAGGAGAACAAUGAGGUUCCUCUAGGGAAUGAGAAAGAAUUGGAAGAAUUUAUCCCAACACGGCUGACGUGUGUGACACUACUGAAGGCUUCUGUUACUAUCACCAUGGCUGAAUUCAACCUGUUGCAUAUACUACUUCCUGCUAUAAUGGGCCAGAAGAGUUUGGCUGUGCAGUUGACAACUACACAGUUCCAUCCAGUGAGGCCACUGCCUGCGGUUCGUAUGCAGGUAGAGAGGGUGAACCUGGAGCAUUCUGUACCAAUGUAUGGCCCAGAGCUCAUCCGCACUGUCAGCAGCCUCAGCCUGCCCUCAGACAACCUACUGCACCACUGCUACACACACUGCUGUCUGAAGGUAUUUGAGUUGCAGGUUGGAUUGACCCUGCUGGAUAUCGAGGACACACCUCCACUCCUACCCAUAAUUCCUUGCUUUAGUACUGCACUUUAUGGGAAGAUACUUCAGUUUCCCACACGAUGGCCAAAGAGGUCCUCAGUGUCCAUAACAGAGUACCUGUUUGAGUUACCUAAAUUCACAGUGCAGGCUACUCAUGCUCAGAUGUUGCUGCUACACUGUUUGUGGCAGAGUUGGACACACAGCACGGAAAGUGGCGUCGGACCCACUGCCAGCGACUCACUUAUCAAUGAGAUCUUCAGAACGAAAGGUGUGAAAUGUGCUCCUACUUUAGAGGUAUUAGUACAGAGUGUGGAGCUAAAGGUGUGCCAAAAGGCCAUGCUAUGGUGUGCAUCAGGAAUGUUAGGAGCAGUCACAGUGUGUUCCAGGACCCAGGGUAUGGGCGAGUGGCAGAAGGAGCAGCUGGUGGUUGUGCUGCAGGGUCCGGCUGACACUCGAGAGUUAUACAGUAGGCAAUGGCUGUGUGAGAACCGCCGUCCACAGUCCCUUCUAGCUCCAGACCUACUCACUUUCUCGCUGCAGAUCCCUCAGCCCACCGGAGACUGGCAUAAUUCUGGUGCUGUACUACUUGUUGGUGUGCAGGGCAUUGCUGUAAAUCUGGAUCCUAUUUUGUCCACUUGGCUGCUUUAUCACUCUCAGAGACCCACAACAAACCGGCAGACACAACCGACUGUUAGCAGUGGAUCUAUUUUGAUGAUGAAGACGAGGGAGGAUGAGGCAUCUGUGGCCAGUACUCCUCUGGCCAAGCAGUUUUCCAAUCAGGCAUCAGACUACAUCAGCAGCCCAGUGAAGACAAAGACAAUAACAGAGUCUCGUCCCCUUUCGAUCCCACUGAAAAUUACACAGUCAACAACUAAGUGUGCAGCAUCUUCGGAUGAGUGGAUAAAGAACCUAAUCACACAGGCUUGGGAUAAUGUCAAACGUCUUACACUGCAGGUGGAGCUGCAGUCAUGCUGUGUGUUUGUGCCUAAGGACACCCUGCCAUGCCCCUGCACCAUAGUGUGCGGUGAUAUACCAGGCACUGUGCGCAGCUGGUACCACAACCAGGCCUCGAUGCCAGGGACUCUAGUCAUCUGUCUGCCUCAAAUUAGCGUUAUGAGUGCUGGGCAUAGGCAUAUGGAGCCCUUACAAGAGAUUCCCUUCACUGUGCCAAAACCUGUACUGGAGGAGGGUGAUGCUUUUCCCUGGACAUUUACAGUAGGCCAAUUCAGUAUAUAUACAUUGCUGGGGCAUCAGCGCUCGCUCUCCCUCCUGGAGCCAGUAGGCUGUACCUCUACCCUUGCAGUCACCUCUCACAAACUGCCAGCUUCCACCUCUCUUGACUCCAGACAUUCCUUCAUCGUCUGCUUGCAUGUAGACCUGCAACCACUUCAUGUAAAAGUCUCCAACCCACAGGUGCAGCUGUUAUAUGAGUUAUAUCUAAAUUGGAGCAGUGUUUGGGAUUGUCUGCAAAGAAGAGGAAUCUUGUGGCAUGCAUCUGGCUUUCAAGGGGAAACUCCUUCCCAACCUGGUGGACCUACCUCCCCCUUCCACAGCAGUGCAGGCACCAUUCCCCCUGAUAAUGGCAGCUUAAGUCGAUCAGCUGACCUGGGCUCCCACACAGAGGGUGACUUUGCACCAACUGGGGAAGACCUCUUCUCUGAGCCUCUAACUUUAGAGCAGAAGACGAGUACAAUUGGUGGAUCCAGUGGGAAAGUUAGCCUGUGGAUGCAGUGGAUGCUGCCCAAACUGACUGUCAAACUGUUUGCUCCAGAUCCAACCACAAAGACAGAGAUCUGUGUGCUCAGUGAACUGGAGGAUUUAAGUGCAUCAGUGGACAUGCAGGAUGUGUACACGAAACUGAAAUGUAAAGUGAGCAGCUUCAACAUUGACCAUUACAGAACCAGUGGGAAGGCUGGUCUUUUGUGGCCAGGUGUGUAUAGUGGGGUGCUGCUAUCCUGCACGGACAAACUGAACCGACGUACUCUGCUGCUCCGCCAAGUCAAGCAUCAAGACCACUUCAGCCAAUUCUCUGCCUUCUUUUCUCCUAUGGCAGCAAAGGCUUUGGAAGCAUGCCACCAGCCCCAUGGCUUCCUGUCACUGACUUACACACAAGCUGUAACCUGCAAUGUCCUUCACAAGCUAACAGCACGGCAAGAGAGAGCAGGACCUCAGAGGAUGAGUAGCGGUGGGACUGACGGCUCCUCACAGCACCUGCACGAAAUCCUGCUGACUGCCCAGCCAUUUGACCUGGUUCUCUCAUGCCCCCUACUGGCUAGCAUAAGCCAGGUGUUCCACACAGUCUCACCUCCUCCUUCCAGACGGACAGUCAAAGAAUGCCGUUCAGCAGGCCAGCCAAUGAGAGGUCGCGCUUUUUCCUCAAGCAGUCUGCCACUCAUCUACGUCAAUACCAGUGUGAUCCGAGUUUUCUGCCCCCUUCAGGACAGCAAUUCUCAAAUGAAAGAGAAGAUAGAGGAUACACUUGUUCUAAAGAUCGGGUCAGUCAGCGUGGCGCCUCAGGCAGAUAAUCCUCUCACUCGCACCAUACUGCGGAAAGAUAUUUACCAAAGAGCACUGAAUCUUGGUGUCCUGCGGGACCCAGGGUCAGAGGUUGAGGAUCGUCAGUAUCAAAUCGAUCUCCAGAGCAUUAAUGUUGGCACGGCGCAAUGGGAGCAGCUGCAGCCUCAGGGAGAAGGAACGAAAGGCAGCACACCAACAGAGGGUGAAAGAAGUUCUCAAAAUCCAGCACUGGAGUGGAAUAUGGCCAGCAGCAUUCAGAAGCACCCAGAGAGGAGAGCAAUUCUCACUCCUAUCCUGACUGACUUCUCUGUACGCAUCACAGCCGCCCCUGCCAUCAUCUACCAUAAACCUGCUGCCUCUGACAGCAGUACAGUGGAGGAUAUUGUGGUGUGUGGGCACAGCUUGGAGUUGAAUGUCACAUCAGCCCUGGAAAUGUUUCUAAGUUUGUCUCAGGUUCAGCUCAUCCAACAACUGAUCCUCUCCAACAUGGUUAUUUUUGGGACUUCAGAAAAAAGCACAGAGAAGCAUAGGCAGAAGCACCGUGGAAAUGUAUCUGCUCCAGGGUAUGUGGAGACUUCACGGGUGGGCAGCAUGCCCUGUGGCCAGGACAGUGGCUUUGGCAGUGACAGUGAACACCUGCGCUUUGUUCAUUAUGACCAGCAUAGCACCACUAGCCACCGCCAACUAACAUGCCUCUCCCGCCAGCCGACCAUCACCAAGAAUCUGUCCUUUAUCCCUUUUGACAUUUUUGUCACUGCCAGCAGCUUCACUCUCAUGACAUAUUUAAUGACCCAGGCUUCGGCAUCCACUACAGAACCUGUUGGACACACAAGCAAGAAACUCCUUAACACACCAAAGGAUCCAGAACAUCCAGAACCUCAGAUGCCUGAGCCGGUUGCAGCAGGAGACCUGCUCAGUGCUUCUUCAGAGGGAGGGCUUCUCAUGUUGGAAGGGUUGUCCUCUACUAGCAGGGAACAUGCAAGGCAAACUUUGGGUGCUACUAUUGUCAGACAGCCUGGGAGAAGAGGUGUAGGAGGAGGCCUGCUGCAACCGCUUCUUUACCUGCAGCUCACACAGCCAUCAACCCUCCUCAGCUGCCACCAGCGCAGACAGCGCCUAGAGCUCUCGCUGUUUGAUUUUACAUUAAAGGGAGUUGCCUCUGACUAUGCCUACUUGGACACAGGAAAAUCUCUGCCAGAGACUCAGGAUUAUAGUGUUUUUUGGUUAGAGACAGUGGCUGGAGAAGCAGACAGCAGGACAGGAAUCCCUCCACCCCUUCUCUCUCUCUGCAUCAGAGACUUCCUUAAUGGGCCAGCUGAGCUAAAGGUGGAGUUAUGCAGGCCAUUAAAGAUGAACCCAACACCUUCUAAACUGGAGCAGCUUAAAGCGUGGGGGAAAAUAUUCCCAGAUAGUUUCCAUGUACCUGGCACCUCCUCCUGCUUUCCUGAGGCACCUCACAGCACUGACCUGGGUGAUAGCAAGGCCCUCUCUCCAUCAAUUUCUAGUCGUAUAGCAAACAUUCUUCAGACUUUCGGCCCCUUCCACAAAGUCUCUUUCCAAACUGUGCAGAUGAUCAUUAUGAUGAAGAUAGAGCACCCUCUCCAACCCACUCUCAUAUUAUCUGUAUCCAGUAUGAUGGCUAUUCUAAACACAAAGAGUGGACAGCAACCAGUUGACAGUGCAAAAGAAGUAUGCGUUUUAUGGCAGUGUGAGGAUGUGUUGCUGCAGACGGGUCUGGGUGGCAGCAGAAGUCCUUUUGUUGGGCCUUUCUCCUGCAGUUUGGAUCUGGACGUGCUCUGGUGCAGACAUUGUGGCAGCUCUGAUUCUGGUCCACCAAGAAUUUUAUUGGAAUUGAGAGGAGGAUUACUACAGGUAUUUUGGGGGCAGGAGCACUACAACUGUCUUACUCUGAUACAAGAGUACCUGCAGAGCUACCUGAAACAAGUGGAAAGCCAAGAGGAGGAAGACAAAGAAAUUCCUAUCUCCUCUAAUCAGUCACUCCCUCUUAACUCGCGCUCCCACCACUCUGAACAUUCCUCAGAUGACCUGCGCACUGGUGUCUUUCGGUACAUCCAGGGUUCAGAUUCUCAGAAGCUGCCAGGGGUGCAUGAGGUAAUGUUCUAUAAUGAGACGGAAGACAGUCCUGGUGUGAUGAUGUGGAGGUAUCCUGAACCUAGAAUUCUUACGUUUGUGCGCAUCACUCCUGUGCCCUUCAACACAACUGAAGACCCAGAAAUCAGCACUGCCGACCUGGGGGAUGUGCUGCAGGUACCAUGCAGUCUGGAGUUCUGGGAUGAACUGAGGAAAGCCUUUGUGCCAUACAAAGAGUUUAGUUUGUCUGAAAGCAUUGUGUGUGAGCUUAAAAUGCCCCAACUAAAUUUCCACACACAUCAGAGUGACCUUGUACCCUCUGAUCUCUGGAGAGUUGUGUUUAACAAUACAGCAGAUGGAGCAGAUGAGAGUUCAGAAAGUGAGUCAGGAUCCCAGUUGCCCUGUGAACAGUUGGUAUCUCCUACUGCCCUGGCAGCAUGUAUGCAGGUUGACUCCUGCUUUGCACCAUGGCUAGUACCAUCACUAGGUGUGUCUCUGAAACUGGCCCACCUUGAACUGCGGUUGUGCCAUCACCUGGAACAGCUUGGCACAGGUCCAUCUCAGCGGCUCCGCCCCUUUCUUCCAGACAGGAAAAUGCCAUUUGUUCAAGAGUAUGCAGUGGUGUCUCUGCGUGAGCCAAAGGCAUUUGUGCGAGAGUGGAGUGAAGGAGCUCAGCUGGGGCAGGAGCUGCACUUGUACUCCACACUGCAGUGUCACUUGGUGGACUACAGGAACCUUACCCUUCUGCCUCUCCUGCAACCAUUUAGCAUGGAGGGCCAUGCCAAUAAAAAAUACACACAGUUCCAGCAAACAGAGCAGAUUCUCAUUUUUAAUGUUUUCUUAGAGCCCAUGUUGAUUACAGUGGGGCAGCACAUGAUACAUACCUUGGACACCGCGCUGAAAGCAUGGCAACAGAAUCUGAAGCCAGAUGAUGAGGAGCUCAUUUUCUGCCAUUAUGUAGUCUGUAAUGACACACAGGAGACGUUGUGUUUUGGUCAGUUGGAUACGGAUGAAAGUGUGGUGUUGUCCAGUGGCCAAAGCCACCAGUAUUGUUGGAGAUCCCACAAAGCUCCACAGCUGCUUCAUGUCUGUAUUGAAGGCUGGGGUAACUGGCGCUGGUCAGAGCCCUUCAGUAUUGAUAAUGUGGGGACAAUGCUCAGAUGCAUCCAUGGAAAGAGUCAAAUUGCCUCACUCAUUAUCAAAAUCCAGCAGCUUGGUGGAGUGCAGAAGCAGAUUAUUAUCUGUGGAAGGCAGGUGAUAUGUAGUUACUUGAGCGAGGUCAUCGAGGUGCAGUUGGUACAGGAAUGUGUUGGACCGGAGGGCCAGAAAAAGAUGCGAAACCUGCAGUCUUCUGUUGGUCCUGAGAGCAAGUUACCUUCUUAUGUGCUAGAGGACUCUGAGGUGACUGGUCUCUGUGUGCGUCAACAAAAAGACCAGGAAUGGUCCCAGGAUGUAUUCCUCAAGUAUUCUAAUGCAAACAACAGCUGUGUGCUGCAGUUCCCCUCCUCUACUGGGUCCUUGGUGUCUGUCUGUUGUACAAUUAUAACUCUGGAAUCCAACUCUAAUAUGCAGCAGAGAGUGGUGGUUUUCAGUCCUCUGUUUGUAAUGCGAAGCCACCUUCCAGACCCUGUCUUUAUACAGGUAGAAAAGCGGAGUUUGGGGCAAAAAGAAUGCCAGCUCAUACAAGGUCAAGGGCAGGAGCAAGCUCUUUUCAACUUGGAGCCAGACAUCACACACCACCUUACAUUUCAAGCCAGUGAAGAAGGAGAUGUAUCACAUUGCGCAGUACCGAUCUCCUCAACGCUAAUCAAGCAGAUUGUGAAUAAAACUGGCCCAGAGAAGAGUGAAAACCAAAACAAAAUCCUGGAACACUUCUUUGGCCCCAAAAGUUCUGACUUGCCUUCCUGGCCUUACACCUACAAAAACCCAGACAGCCUGGAGACAGAGCCAGUAGCUCAGUGGGAUAGUCCUAUGCAGGUGCGCUUGUGUGCAUGGAGGACAGGUUUGAGCACACUUCUCGUUGAUUUGUUGCCUUGGGCUCUGCUCACCAACCAAUCUCAGUGGGACCUCUGGCUUUUUGAAGCUGAGAACAUUGUUCUUCAGAUCCCUGCUGGCAAGACCAUUGUCCCUCCGAACAUUCAGAAGGCAUUUCAAAUUGGCCUUUAUUGGCCCCACACUAAUACAGUGCACAAGUCUGAAGCAAUUCAUCUGCUGCAUGAUCUAACUUCACCACGCUGGACAGAGGUAGGCGGAGCCGAGGUUCUGAGCUUGGAUGAGGAGGGACAUGUGGAUGCUGACAUCAUUCUUGGAGCGCAACCCAAACAGAAGCUGUGCCAGUUCUGUGUGUCCUCUUCAGUGAGGUAUGGCAUUCAGAUCUUACAGAUUGAGGAUAAAACUAUUCUGGUGAACAACACAAAGCAUACAAUUAAUUACAAAGCAUUGCUGUCUGAACAUCCAGUUUCUGCUCCUGACCAGCCAUAUAGUCCCUCACACACAAGUGUGUGGACAAUAGGCCCUGGUUCAGAGGCUGGCAGCCCUUCGAAGUGUGCAGUGCCUUGCUGGGAUGUGUUGAAAGAGAGUUCCUCAGAAGAGCAUGCACCUCUGCUAGCCCAAAAGCGAAUUCUUCUCAGCUGUAUGACCGAGUCCAAGCAGGAUGAGAAAUUAUGGAGCUUGCCAGUCUCUGUGAGAUCUGAUUUACCCAGACGAAGUAUGGCUGUGCCCAUACAGCAGGAUGCUGACAACUCCCUCACCACCAGGGCCCUAGUUGUGACACAUCUGGAGCAUUUGGGGAUCAACUAUAUAGCUGUGAGUGAGGACCCAUGUCCCCGUAUGCUCAUCCAUAAUCGUUGUCCAAGAGCCCUGCUGCUGAAGGAAAACCUCAAGGAGCCUGCUAGGGCAGAGGUGCUCUGUUGCACUCUGCCUCCUAUGUGCUCUGUACACCAUGAACUGUACUACCAUUCCUCCACAUUUCCGGAAUGCAGACAGAGAGAUACUUUGCCCACAAUUGUGCUCAGCAUUGCUUCUGAUUCACCUAGCCCUAUGGCCACGCCCACUGCACCCAAAUGGACUGAUGAAAUUGACAUGAACAGCCCUGGCACACAGGUAACAGCCUUGCCUGGUUUUGGCUGUUUAUAUGUCACUGUAGCUUAUCAGAGUGGCACAAUUAUCCUGACCCUUGCACCGGAGAGCAGUGAUGAUGCUGAGAUCACUAGACAUCACAGGGUGUGUAAUCAGAUGUUGUCCUGCCGUGCUAAUCUAAGUGAGGUUAGCAUAGUGCUUUGUGAUGACAUCACGAGUCCAAGUGGCUCGGUGGAGCUCUUGCGUUUAACCAUGUCCAAGGUUCUGGUAGUGCUGCCUUUACCAGAGCCCACUUUGCAUGACAAACCCACCUCUCAAGGUCACCAUGUGCAGGUAUUGUGUGGCAGCCUGCAGGUCGACAACCAGCUUUACAGCUGCUCCAGUUUUCAUUUCCCUGUUCUGCUGUGUCAGGAGCAGAUAUUAGACACAGAUUCUUGGGUGGGUGAUAAGGACUUGAUCAUAAAUCCUGAGACUUUGGAAGAGUUACGCAAGACGUGCUUCUUAUGUGUGGGCCUCACACUGUCCAGCAAUGGGUAUGGCCUAGAACAGGUCAGCUUCAAACUUAAACCAGCCCGCAUCUAUCUGGAGGACACCUUCAUAUACUACCUGAAAACACUAUUUCACACCUACGUACCUGCUUCCACUUCUGGAAACAAGAGUGUAUCAGGAGGAAGUGGAAUUAUUCCUGCUCAGGUUUACCAGUCAAUGUUUACCCUUGUUUACCCUGUGCAACUUCAGCGACUGCUAAUUGAGCCAGUCAGUCUACUGAUCAGUAUACAUGCUUCUUUGAAGCUAUAUAUUGCCUCUGACCACACACCGCUUUCCUUCUCCAUUUUUGAAAGAGGGCCACUUUUUACCACACCACGCCAACUGAUUCAUGCACUUACUUUGCAUUAUGCUGCUGGAACUCUUUUCAGAGCAGGUUGGGUUGUGGGUUCUUUGGAUAUCCUGGGCAGUCCUGCAAGCCUGGUGCGCAGUAUUGGAAAUGGAGUGGCUGAUUUUUUCCGGUUGCCAUAUGAGGGAUUAACACGAGGUCCUGGAGCCUUUGUUACUGGUGUGUCUCGUGGAACAAGCUCAUUUGUCAGGCACAUUUCGAAGGGCACUCUGACAUCCAUUACUAACUUGGCCACGAGUCUAGCACGGAACAUGGAUAGACUGUCUUUAGAUGAGGAAUAUUACAUGCGCCAAGAGGAGUGGAGAAGGCAGCUUCCAGAGACUCUGGGUCAUGGCCUGCGCCAAGGCCUUUCCUGCCUGGGACUCAGCUUGCUGGGAGCAAUAGCGGGUAUCGUGGAUCAGCCAAUGCAAACAUUUACAAGGUCUGUAGAAGGUCAUAGCACAGCAGCCAGUACAGCCCGUGGUGUCAUCUCUGGAGUGGGGAAAGGCAUUGUCGGAGUUUUUACCAAACCAAUCGGAGGUGCUGCUGAGCUUGUGUCACAGACAGGAUAUGGUAUUCUGCAUGGUGCAGGACUUUGGCACUUGCCAAAGCAGCAGUACAUGCCUUCAAAGUUGAAAUCAGCAGAUGGACGCAAUAGUCAUCUCAAAUAUGUUUGGAAGAUGAUGCAGUCUGUGGGGCAGGAAGUACACAUGGCACUGUGCGUGUGUAUGAUGAGUAGUUCAGGGCAGGAGCAUGCAGGCUGUUUGCUCUUAGGUGGGGAUGUGCUUUUUAUUGUGAGUGUGUGCGAAGACACACAACAGCAGGCUUUUCCCAUUACCGAGGUACAAUGCCAACAGGAUGCACACAACCCAGAAAAACUCACACUGACUCUGCAGCAGAGACGAGUAACCAGAAACAGUGAGGGUGAUGGUGUUCGUGAACGCUUAUCUGAACAGCAGUACCGAUGGUUGAUGGAUUAUGUAACUUGUGUGUCGCAGUAUUUCUCCCCUUCCUCACUCUUCCAGCCAAAAGUUGUCAUGUCAGCUGAACCGGCCCCAAGUAUCACCAAAACUUAUCAUUACCAUGCAGACCCUGCUUACAUCCAAGUCUUUGUCUGUAAAUUCAAAAUGGUGAAAAACAAGGCACUAAGCAUUGGCUUCACAUGAGAAUAUUUAAUGUGUCCUCAAGCGUAGAAUUAGUGAUUGCUAAUGACUUCUACUUGGACUGCCACUGAUAAGCUGAUCUCCGAGAGAUAUUUAUUUGCUAGCGAUCCAGAGAGGUAAAAAAGAAACAAGAAUUCUAAAAAUGAUCUUAUUAUUAAACUAAUUUAUUAGAAAAAAAAAUUGAAGCCUUAAGCAUUUAAUUCAGUGUUGAGUGUGAUAUUUGACAUAUUACUUUGCAAUCCUUUGAAAGCCACAGUACAUGAACAUUAAAACAGAAAGAACCCAAGGCCUUUGCUGCUUUUCAAUUCUCUUUAAAAGUGAAAAGUCCAAAAUUCGCCAUUAUAAGUAGUCGAUUGCUCCAUAUGUGUGCAUUAGAACAAAUUGUUUGCCAAAGUAAAUGUUUACAUAGAAGACAAAACUGAAUGGAUGUGAAUUAACACUUUAUAUUGUUUUGUUAUGUUUAUGGCAUAU